AUCCCUCGCUCUACUACAUCAACAUUGACAGACUCUUCAAAUGAUGCCACCACUCCAUCAACAGUCACUUCAAGUGAUGCCACCACUCCCUCAACUACAUCGGCAGUCACAAGUGAUUCCAUCACUUGCUCUAAUACAUCAACAUUGACAGUCCCUUCAACUGAUGCCACCACUCCCUCAACAGUCACUUUCCCCUCAACUACAUCAGCAGUAACUUCAACUGUGGCCAACAUUCCUUCUACUAUUUCGAAAGUCACCUCAAGUGAUGUCACAACUCCCUCAACUACAUCAAUAGUCACUUCAAGUGAUCCCAAAACUCUGACUUCUACAUUGACAGUCAAAAGUGAUGCCACCACUCUGUCUACUAUGUCUACAGUCAUUUCAAGUGAUCCCACAACUUCCACUACUACAUUGACAGUCAGUAGUGAUGCCAUCAUUCACUCUACUACAUCGACAUUGACAGUCCCUUUAAUAAGUGAUGCCACCUCUCCCUCUACUAUGUUUACAGUUACUUUAAGUGGCAACACAUCAACACCUACUUCAAGUGAUGCCACCCCUCCCUCAACAGUCACUUCAACUAAUGUAACUUCUCCCUCAACUAUGUCGACAGUCACUUCAAGUGAUAACACCACUACUACAUUGACAGUAACUUCAAGUGAUACUACAUCAACACCCACUGCAAGUGAUGCCAUCACUCUAUCAAUAGUCACUUCAAGUGAUGCCACCGCUCCAUCAACUACAUCAAUAGUCACUUCAAGUGAUGUCACCACUCCCUCAACUACAUCAAUAGUCACUUCAAGUGAUGCCAGCACGCUGUCUACUAUGUCUAAAGUCACUUCAAGUGAUACCACCCCUACUACAUCAACAGUCACAAGUGAUGCCCUCACUCGCUCUACUACAUUGAUAUCGACAUUCCAUUCAAGUGAUGCCACUAAUACCUCAGCAGUCACUUCAGAUGAUGCCAGCAGUCCCUCAACUAUGUCGACAGUCACUUCAAGUGAUAACACCACUCCCUCAACAGUCACUUCAAGUGAUCCCUCAACUCCCACUACUACAUCGACAUUGACAGUCUCUUCAAAGGAUGCCACCACUCCUUCAACAGUCACUUCAAGUGAUGCAACCACUACUACACCGACAGUAACAUUAACUGUGGACAGAAUUCCCUCAACUACGUCGACAGUCAGGUCAAGUGAUGCCACCACUGCCUCAACAGUCACUUCAAGUCAUGACACCACUGUUACAUCAACAUCAGCAGUAACUUCAAGCGAGGCCUCCGCACCUUCAAAAUUCGCUUCAAGUGAUGCCACCUCUACUAAAUCAACAUCAGCAGUCACUUCAAGCGAUAACACUGUUCCUUCAACAUUCACUUCAAGUGGUGCCACCUUUUCUCCAUCACCAUCAGCAUUUAUAUCAAGUGAUGCCACCUCUCCCUCAACAUCAAAAUUCACUUCAACUGAUGCCACAUCUCACUCAACUACAUCAAAAGUCACUUCAGAUGAUACUACAUUAACAGCCACUUCAGGUGAUACCACCACUCCCUCAAGAACAUCGACAGUCACUUCAAGUGAUGCCACCUCUUCCUCAACUACAUCGACUUUAACUUCAAGUGAUACCACCACUCCUACAUCGACAGUAACUUCAACUUUGGCCAACAUUCCCUCAACUACAUCGACAGUCACUUCAAGUGAUGCCACCUCUCCCUCGACAUCAACAGUCACUUUAAGUGAUGCCACCACUCCCUCAACAGUCUCUUCAAGUGAUGGCACCUCUCUCAGAACAUCAAUAUUCUCUUCAAGUAAUGCCACCUCUCCCUCGACAUCAAUAUUCACUUCAAGUGAUGCCACCUCUCACUCAACAACAUCGACCGUCACUUCAGACCAUACUACAUCAACACCCACUUCAAGUGAUGCCACCACUCCCUCAAGUACAUUGACAGUCAGUUCAAGUGUUGCCACCACUCUGUCAACAGUCACUUCAAGUGAUGCCACCUCUUCCUCAACUACAUCAACGGUCACUUCAGGUGAUGCCACCACUACUACAUCAACAUUAGCAGUCACUUCAAGCGAUCCCACCACUACCUUAACAGUCACUUCAAGUGAUGCCACCUCUCCCUCAACAUCAAUAGUAAUUUUAAGUGAUGCCACCACUCCCUCAACAGUAGCUUCAAGUGAUGCCACCUCUCACUCAACUACAUCGACAGUCACUUCAGACGAUGCUACAUCAACAACCACUUCAAGUGAUGCCACCACUCCCUCAAGUACAUCGAUAAUCAGUUCAAGUGUUGCCACCACUGCCUCAACAGUCACUUCAAGUGAUGCCAGCACUCCCUCAUCUUUAUCGACAGUCACUUCAGAUGAAGCCACAAAGACACCCACUUCAGGGGAUGCAACAUCUUCCUCAACUACAUCAACAUUCACUUCAAAUGAUGCCACCACUCCCUCAUCUACAUCAGCAGUCACUUCAAGCGAUAACACUUUUCCUUCAACAUUCACUUCAAGUGAUGCCAAAGCUACGACAUCAACAUCGGCAGUCUCUUCAAGUGAUGCCACCACUCCCUCAACAAUCACUUUUAGUUAUGCCACCUCUCCCUCGUCAUCAAUAUUCACUUCAAGUGAUGCCACCUCUCACUCGACAUCAAUAUUCACUUCAAGUGAUGCCACCUCUCACUCAACAACAUCGACCGUCACUUCAGACCAUACUACAUCAACACCCACUUCAAGUGAUGCCACCUCUCACUCAACUACAUCGACAGUCACUUCAGAUUAUACUACAUCAACACCCACUUCAAGUGAUGCCACCACUCCCUCAAGUACAUUGACAGUCAGUUCAAGUGUUGCCACCACUCUGUCAACAGUCACUUCAAGUGAUGCCACCUCUUCCUCAACUACAUCAACGGUCACUUCAGGUGAUGCCACCGCUACUACAUCAACAGUAUCUUCAACUGCUGCCACCAUUCACUCAACUACAACAACAGUCACUUCAAGUGAUGCCACCACUACUACAUCAACAUUAGCAGUCACUUCAAGCGAUCCCACCACUCCCUCAACAGUCACUUCAAGUGAUGCCACCUCUCCCUCGACAUCAAUAUUCACUUCAAGUGAUGCCACCUCUCACUCAACUACAUUGACAGUCAAUUCAGACGAUACUACAUCAACACCCACUUCAAGUGAUGCCACCACUCCCUCAAGUACAUCGCCAGUCAGUUCCAGUUUUGCCACCUCUCUGUCAACAGUCACUUCAAGUGAUCCCACCUCUUCCUCAACUACAUCAACUUUAACUUUAAGUGAUACCACCACUACUACACCGACAGUAACAUUAACUGUGGACAGAAUUCCCUCAACUACGUCGACAGUCAGGUCAAGUGAUGCCACCACUGCCUCAACAGUCACUCCAAGUGAUGCCACCAAUCCCUCAACUGCAUCGACAUCAACUUCAAGAGAUGUCACCACUACUACAUCGACAUUAACAGUCACUUCAAGCGAUUCCACAACUCCCUCAAAAACCACUUCAAGUCAUGCAACCACUCCCUCAUCUACAUCAAUAGUCACUUCAAGAGAUGCCACCACUCCUACAUCAACAUCAUCAGUCACUUCAAGCGAUAACACUGUUCCUUCAACAUUUACUUCAAGUGGUGCCACAGCUACUACAUCAACAUCAUCAUUCAGUUCAAGUGAUGCCAUUUCUCCCUCGACAUCAACAGUCACUUUCAGUGAUGGCACCACUCCCUCAACAGUCCCUUCAAGUGAUGCCACCGCUACUACACCAACAGUAUCUUCAACUGCUGCCACCAUUCACUUAACUACAACAACAGUCACUUCAAGUGAUGCAACCACUACUACAGCAACAUUAGCAGUCACUUCAAGCGAUCCCACCACUCCCUCAACAGUCACUUCAAGUGAUGCCACCUCUCCCUCGACAUCAAUAUUCACUUCAAGUGAUGCCACCUCUCACUCAACUACAUUGACAGUCAAUUCAGAUUAUACUACAUCAACACCCACUUCAAGUGAUGCCACCACUCCCUCAAGUACAUCGCCAGUCAGUUCCAGUUUUGCCACCUCUCUGUCAACAGUCACUUCAAGUGAUGCCACCACUCCCUCAACAUCAAUAUUCACUUCAAGUGAUGCCACCACUCCCUCAACAGCAGCUUCAAGUGAUGCCACCGCUACUGUAUCAACAUCAGCAGUCUCUUCAAGUGAUUCCACCACUCCCUCAAGUACAUUGACAGUCUGUUCAAGUGAUGCCACCUCUCACUCAACUACAUUGACAGUCACUUCAGAUUAUACUACAUCAACACCCACUUCAGGUGAUGCCACCACUCCUUCAAGUACAUUGACAGUCAGUUCCAGUUUUGCCACCUCUCUGUCAAUAGUCACUUCAGGUGAUGCCACCUCUUCCUCAACUACAUCAACUUUAACUUCAAGUGAUACCACCACUACUACACCGACAGUAACAUUAACUGUGGACAGAAUUCCCUCAACUACGUCGACAGUCAGGUCAAGUGAUGCCACCACUGCCUCAACAGUCACUUCAAGUGAUGCCACCAAUCCCUCAACUGCAUCGACAUCAACUUCAAGAGAUGUCACCACUACUACAUCGACAUUAACAGUCACUUCAAGCGAUUCCACCACUCCCUCAAAAACCACUUCAAGGCAUGCAACCACUCCCUCAUCUACAUCAAUAGUCACUUCAAGAGAUGCCACCACUCCCUCUUCUACAUCAGCAGUCACUUCAAGCGAUAACACUGUUCCUUCAACAUUUACUUCAAGUGGUGCCACAGCUACUACAUCAACAUCAUCAUUCAGUUCAAGUGAUGCCAUUUCUCCCUCGACAUCAACAGUCACUUUAAGUGAUGGCACCACUCCCUCAACAGUCCCUUCAAGUGAUGCCACCGCUACUACAUCAACAUCAGCAGUCUCUUCAAGUGAUGCCACCAAUCCCUCAACUGCAUCGAGGUCAACUUCAAAUGAUGCCACCACUCCCUCAUCUACAUCAUCAGUCACUUCAAGCGAAAACACUGUCCCUUCAACAUUCACUUCAAGUGGUGCCAAAGCUACUACAUCAACAUCAGCAGUCUCUUCAAGUAAUGCCACCUCUCCCUCGACAUCAAUAUUCACCUCAAGUGAUGCCACCUCUCACUCAACUACAUCGACAGUCACUUCAGACCAUACUACAUCAACACCCACUUCGAGUGAUGCCACCACUCCCACAAGUACAUUGACAGUCAGUUCAAGUGUUGCCACCACUCUGUCAACAGUCACUUCAAGUGAUGCCACCUCGUCCUCAACUACAUCAACUUUAACUUCAAGUGAUACCACCACUACUACACCGACAGUAACAUUAACUGUGGACAGAAUUCCCUCAACUACGUCAACAGUCAGGUCAAGUGAUGCCACCACUGCCUCAACAGUCACUUCAAGUCAUGACACCACUGUUACAUCAACAUCAGCAGUAACUUCAAGCGAUGCCACCUCUCCUUCAAAAUUCGCUUCAAGUGAUGGCACCUCUACUAAAUCAACAUCAGCAGUCACUUCAAGCGAUAACACUGUUCCUUCAACAUUCACUUCAAGUGGUGCCACCUUUCCUCCAUCACCAUCAGCAGUCACUUCAAGUGAUGGCACCUCUCCCUCGACAUCAAAAUUCACUUCAACUGAUGCCACAUCUCACUCAACUACAUCAAACGUCACUUCAGAUGAUACUACAUUAACACCCAAUUCAAGUGAUACCACCACUCUCUCAAGAACAUCGACAGUUACUUCAAGUGAUGCCACCUUUUCCUCAACUACAUCGAAUUUAACUUCAAGUGAUACCACCACUACUACACCGACAGUAACUUCAACAUUGGCCAACAUUCCCUCAACUACAUCGACAGUCACUUCAAGUGGUGCCACCGCUACUACAUCAACAUCAGCAUUCACUUCAAGCGAUCCCACCACUCCCUCAACAUUCACUUCAAGUGGUGCCACCGCUACUACAUCAACAUCAGCAUUCACUUCAAGUGAUGGCACCUCUCACUCAACUACAUUGACAGUCACUUCAGAUGAUACUAUAUCAACAACCACUUCAAGUGAUGUCACCUCUCCAUCAACAUCAAUAUUCACUUCAAGUGAUGCCACCACUCCCUCAACAGUAGCUUCAAGUGAUGCCACCGCUACUGUAUCAACAUCAGCAGUCUCUUCAUUUGAUGCCACCACUCCCUCAGCAGUCACUCCAAGUGAUGCCACCAAUCCCUUAACUGCAACUACAUCAACUUCAAAUGAUGCCACCACUACCACACUGACAUUGACAGUCAUUUCAAGCAAUUCCACCACUCCCUCAAAAGCCACUUCAAGUGAUGUCACCACUCCCUCAUCUACAUCAAUAGUCACUUCAAGUGAUGCCACAGCUACUACAUCAACAUCAGCAUUCACUUCAAGUGAUGCCACCUCUCCCUCGACAUCAAUGUUCACUUCAAUUGAUGCCACCUCUCCCUCAACAUCAACAGUCACUUUAAGAGAUGCCACCACUCCCUCAACAGUCUCUUCAAGUGAUGGCACCUCUCUCUUAACAUCAAUAUUCACUUCAAGUGAUGCCACCACUCCAUCAACAGCAGCUUCAAGUGAUGCCACCUCUCACUCAACUACAUCGACAGUCAUAUCAGAUGAUGCUACAUCAACAACCACUUCAAGUGAUGCCACCACUCCCUCAAGUACAUUGACAGUCAGUUCAAGUGUUGCCACCACUGCCUCAACAGUCAUUUCAAGUGAUGCCACCACUCCCGCAACAUCAAUAUUCACUUCAAUUGAUGCCACCUCUCCCUCGACAUCAACAGUCACUUUAAGUGAUGCCACCACUCCCUCAACAGUCUCUUCAAGUGAUGGCACCUCUCUCAGAACAUCAAUAUUCACUUCAAGUGAUGCCACCUCUCCAUCAACAUCAACAGUAAUUUUAAGUGAUGCCACCACUCCCUCAACAGUAGCUUCAAGUGAUGCCACCUCUCACUCAACUACAUCGACAGUCACUUCAGACGAUGUUACAUCAACAACCACUUCAAGUGAUGCCACCACUCCCUCAAGUACAUCGAUAGUCAGUUCAAGUGUUGCCACCACUCCCUCAACAGUCACUUCAAGUGAUGCCAUCACUCCCUCAAAUUUAUCGACAGUCACUUCAGAUGAUGCCACAUCGACACCCACUUCAGGGGAUGCAACAUCUUCCUCAACUACAUCAACAUUCACUUCAAUUGAUGCCAUCACUCCCUCAACUACUUUAACAGACACUUCAGAUGAUGUAACCCCUUCAUCAACUACAUCAACAUUCGCUUCAAGUGAUGCCACCUCUCCCUCAACUACAUUGACUUUCACUUCAAGUGUUACCACCACUACUACACCGACAGUAAUAUUAACUGUGGCCACAAUUCCCUCAACUACAUCGACAGUCACUUCAAGUGAUGCCACCACUGCCUCAACAGUCACUCCAAGUGAUGCCACCAAUCCCUCAACUGCAUCGACAUCAACUUCAAGAGAUGUCACCACUACUACAUGGACAUUAACAGUCACUUCAAGGGAUUCCACCACUCCCUCAAAAACCACUUCAAGUCAUACAACCACUCCCUCAUCUACAUCAAUAGUCAUUUCAAGAGAUGCCACCACUCCUACAUCAACAUCAUCAGUCACUUCAAGCGAUAACACUGUUCCUUCAACAUUUACUUCAAGUGGUGCCACAGCUACAACAUCAUCAUUCAGUUCAAGUGAUGCCAUUUAUCCCUCGACAUCAACAGUCACUUUAAGUGAUGGCACUACUCCCUCAACAGUCCCUUCAAGUGAUGCCACCGCUACUACAUCAACAUCAGCAGUCUCUUCAAGUGAUGCCACCUCUCCCUUGACAUCAAUGUUCACUUCAAAUGAUGCCACCAAUACCACACUGACAUUGACAGUCAUUUCAAGCAAUUCCACCACUCCCUCAAAAGCCACUUCAAGUGAUGUCAUCACUCCCUCAUCUACAUCAAUAGUCACUUCAAGUGAUGCCACAGCUACUACAUCAACAUCAGCAUUCACUUCAAGUGAUGCCACCUCUCCCUUGACAUCAAUGUUCACUUCAAUUGAUGCCACCUCUCCCUCAACAUCAACAGUCACUUUAAGAGAUGCCACCACUCCCUCAACAGUCUCUUCAAGUGAUGGCACCUCUCUCUUAACAUCAAUAUUCACUUCAAGUGAUGGCACCUCUCCCUCGACAUCAACAUUCAUUUUAAGUGAUGCCACCACUCCCUCAACAGUAGCUUCAAGUGAUGCCACCUCUCACUCAACUACAUCGACAGUCACUUCAGACGAUACUACAUCAACACCCACUUCAAGUGAUGCCACCACUCCCUCAAGUACAUUGACAGUCAGUUCAAGUGUUGCCACCACUCUGUCAACAGUCACUUCAAGUGAUGCCACCUCUUCCUCAACUACAUCAACUUUAACUUUAAGUGAUACCACCACUACUACACCGACAGUAACAUUAACUGUGGACAGAAUUCCCUCAACUACGUCGACAGUCAGGUCAAGUGAUGCCACCACUGCCUCAACAGUCACUCCAAGUGAUGCCACCAAUCCCUCAACUGCAUCGACAUCAACUUCAAGAGAUGUCACCAUUACUACAUCGACAUUAACAGUCACUUCAAGCGAUUCCACAACUCCCUCAAAAACCACUUCAAGUCAUGCAACCACUCCCUCAUCUACAUCAAUAGUCACUUCAAGAGAUGCCACCACUCCUACAUCAACAUCAUCAGUCACUUCAAGAGAUAACACUGUUCCUUCAACAUUUACUUCAAGUGGUGCCACAGCUACUACAUCAACAUCAUCAUUCAGUUCAAGUGAUGCCAUUUCUCCCUCGACAUCAACAGUCACUUUAAGUGAUACCACCACUACUACACCGACAGUAACAUUAACUGUGGACAGAAUUCCCUCAACUACGUCGAUAGUCAGGUCAAGUGAUGCCACCACUGCCUCAACAGUCACUUCAAGUCAUGACACCACUGUUACAUCAACAUCAGCAGUAACUUCAAGUGAUGCCACCGCUCCUUCAAAAUUCGCUUCAAGUGGUGCCACCUUUUCUCCAUCACCAUCAGCACUUAGAUCAAGUGAUGCCACAUCUCACUCAACUACAUCAAACGUCACUUCAGAUGAUACAACAUUAACACCCAAUUCAAGUGAUACCACCACUCUCUCAAGAACAUCGACAGUCACUUCAAGUGAUGCCACCUUUUCCUCAACUACAUCGAAUUUAACUUCAAGUGAUACCACCACUACUACACCGACAGUAACUUCAACAUUGGCCAACAUUCCCUCAACUACAUCGACAGUCACUUCAAGUGAUGCCACCACUCCCUCAACAUUCACUUCAAGUGGUGCCACCGCUACUACAUCAACAUCAGCAUUCACUUCAAGCGAUCCCACCACUCCCUCAACAUUCACUUCAAGUGGUGCCACCGCUACUACAUCAACAUCAGCAUUCACUUCAAGUGACGGCACCUCUCACUCAACUACAUUGACAGUCACUUCAGAUGAUGCUACAUCAACAACCACUUCAAGUGAUGUCACCACUCCAUCAACAUCAAUAUUCACUUCAAGUGAUGCCACCACUCCCUCAACAGUAGCUUCAAGUGAUGCCACCGCUACUGUAUCAACAUCAGCAGUCUCUUCAUUUGACUCCACCACUCCCUCAGCAGUCACUCCAAGUGAUGCCACCAAUCCCUCAACUGCAACGACAUCAACUUCAAAUGAUGCCACCAAUACCACACUGACAUUGACAGUCAUUUCAAGCAAUUCCACCACUCCCUCAAAAGCCACUUCAAGUGAUGUCAUCACUCCCUCAUCUACAUCAAUAGUCACUUCAAGUGAUGCCACAGCUACUACAUCAACAUCAGCAUUCACUUCAAGUGAUGCCACCUCUCCCUUGACAUCAAUGUUCACUUCAAUUGAUGCCACCUCUCCCUCAACAUCAACAGUCACUUUAAGAGAUGCCACCACUCCCUCAACAGUCUCUUCAAGUGAUGGCACCUCUCUCUUAACAUCAAUAUUCACUUCAAGUGAUGGCACCUCUCCCUCGACAUCAACAUUCAUUUUAAGUGAUGCCACCACUCCCUCAACAGCAGCUUCAAGUGAUGCCACCUCUCACUUAACUACAUCGACAGUCACUUCAGAUGAUGCUACAUCAACAACCACUUCAAGUGAUGCCACCACUCCCUCAAGUACAUUGACAGUCAGUUCAAGUGUUGCCACCACUGCCUCAACAGUCACUUCAAGUGAUGCCACUAAUACUACAUCAACAUCAGCAGUCACUUCAAGUGAUCCCUCCACUCCCUCAACAUCAAUAUUCACUUCAAUUGAUGCCACCUCUCCCUCGACAUCAACAGUCACUUUAAGUGAUGCCACCACUCCCUCAACAGUCUCUUCAAGUGAUGGCACCUCUCUCAGAACAUCAAUAUUCACAUCAAGUGAUGCCACCUCUCCCUCAACAUCAACAGUAAUUUUAAGUGAUGCCACCACUCCCUCAACAGUAGCUUCAAGUGAUGCCACCUCUCACUCAACUACAUCGACAGUCAUUUCAGACGAUGCUACAUCAACAACCACUUCAAGUGAUGCCACCACUCCCUCAAGUCCAUCGAUAGUCAGUUCAAGUGUUGCCACCACUGCCUCAACAGUCACUUCAAGUGAUGCCAUCACUCCCUCAACUUUAUCGACAGUCACUUCAGAUGAAGCCACAAAGACACCCACUUCAGGGGAUGCAACAUCUUCCUCAUCUACAUCAGCAGUCACUUCAAGCGAUAACACUUUUCCUUCAACAUUCACUUCAAGUGAUGCCAAAGCUACUACAUCAACAUCAGCAGUCUUUUCAAGUGAUACCACCACUCCCUCAACAGUCACUUUUAGUUAUGCCACCUCUCCCUCGUCAUCAAUAUUCACUUCAAGUGAUGCCACCUCUCACUCAACAACAUCGACCGUCACUUCAGACCAUACUACAUCAACACCCACAUCAAGUGAUGCCACCACUCCCUCAAGUACAUUGACAGUCAGUUCAAGUGUUGCCACCACUCUGUCAACAGUCACUUCAAGUGAUGCCACCUCUUCCUCAACUACAUCAACGGUCACUUCAGGUGAUGCCACCAGUACUACACCAACAGUAUCUUCAACUGCUGCCACCAUUCCCUCAACUACAACAACAGUCACUUCAAGUGAUGCCACCACUACUACAUCAACAUUAGCAGUCACUUCAAGCGAUCUCACCACUCCCUCAACAGUCACUUCAAGUGAUGCCACCUCUCCCUCGACAUCAAUAUUCACUUCAAGUGAUUCCACCUCUCACUCAACUACAUUGACAGUCAAUUCAGAUUAUACUACAUCAACACCCACUUCAAGUGAUGCCACCACUCCCUCAAGUACAUCGCCAGUCAGUUCCAGUUUUGCCACCUCUCUGUCAAUAGUCACUUCAGGUGAUGCCACCUCUUCCUCAACUACAUCAACUUUAACUUCAAGUGAUACCACCACUACUACACCGUCAGUAACAUUAACUGUGAACAGAAUUCCCUCAACUACGUCGACAGUCAGGUCAAGUGAUGCCACCACUGCCUCAACAGUCACUCCAAGUGAUGCCACCAAUCCCUCAACUGCAUCGACAUCAACUUCAAGAGAUGUCACCACUACUACAUCGACAUUAACAGUCACUUCAAGCGAUUCCACCACUCCCUCAAAAACCACUUCAAAUCAUGCAACCACUCCCUCAUCUACAUCAAUAGUCACUUCAAGAGAUGCCACCACUCCUACAUCAACAUCAUCAGUCACUUCAAGCGAUAACACUGUUCCUUCAACAUUUACUUCAAGUGGUGCCACAGCUACUACAUCAACAUCAUCAUUCAGUUCAAGUGAUGCCAUUUCUCCCUCGACAUCAACAGUCACUUUAAGUGAUGGCACCACUCCCUCAACAGUCCCUUCAAGUGAUGCCACCGCUACUACAUCAACAUCAGCAGUCUCUUCAAGUGAUGCCACCAAUCCCUCAACUGCAUCGAGGUCAACUUCAAAUGAUGCCACCACUCCCUCAUCUACAUCAUCAGUCACUUCAAGCGAUAACACUGUCCCUUCAACAUUCACUUCAAGUGGUGCCAAAUCUACUACAUCAACAUCAGCAGUCUCUUCAAGUGAUGCCACCACUCCCUCAACAAUCACUUCAAGUAAUGCCACCUCUCCCUCGACAUCAAUAUUCACCUCAAGUGAUGCCACCUCUCACUCAACUACAUCGACAGUCACUUCAGACCAUACUACAUCAACACCCACUUCAAGUGAUGCCACCACUCCCUCAAGUACAUUGACAGUCAGUUCAAGUGUUGCCACCACUCUGUCAACAGUCACUUCAAGUGAUGCCACCUCGUCCUCAACUACAUCAACUUUAACUUCAAGUGAUACCACCACUACUACACCGACAGUAACAUUAACUGUGGACAGAAUUCCCUCAACUACGUCGACAGUCAGGUCAAGUGAUGCCACCACUGCCUCAACAGUCACUUCAAGUCAUGACACCACUGUUACAUCAACAUCAGCAGUAACUUCAAGCGAUGCCACCGCUCCUUCAAAAUUCGCUUCAAGUGGUGCCACCUUUUCUCCAUCACCAUCAGCAGUCACUUCAAGUGAUGGCACCUCUCCCUCGACAUCAAAAUUCACUUCAACUGAUGCCACAUCUCACUCAACUACAUCAAACGUCACUUCAGAUGAUACUACAUUAACACCCAAUUCAAGUGAUACCACCACUCUCUCAAGAACAUCGACAGUCACUUCAAGUGAUGCCACCUCUUCCUCAACUACAUCGAAUUUAACUUCAAGUGAUACCACCACUACUACACCGACAGUAACUUCAUCAUUGGCCAACAUUCCCUCAACUACAUCGACAGUCACUUCAAGUGAUGCCACUAAUACUACAUCAACAUCAGCAGUCACUUCAAGUGAUGCCACAUCUCCAUCAGCAUCAAAAUUCACUUCAAGUGACGGCACCUCUCACUCAACAACAUUGACAGUCACUUCAGAUGAUACUAUAUCAACACCCACAUCAAGUGAUGCCACCACUCCCUCAACAUCAAUAUUCACUUCAAGUGAUGCCACCACUCCCUCAACAGUAGCUUCAAGUGAUGCCACCGCUACUGUAUCAACAUCAGCAGUCACUUCAUUUGAUGCCACCACUCCCUCAACAGUCACUCCAAGUGAUGCCACCAAUCCCUCAACUGCAACGAUGUCAACUUCAAGUGGUGCCACCGCUACUACAUCAACAUCAGCAUUCACUUCAAGUGAUGACACCUCUCCGUCAGCAUCAAUAUUCACUUCAAGUGACGGCACCUCUAACUCAACUACAUUGACAGUCACUUCAGAUGAUACUACAUCAACACCCACUUCAAGUGAUGUCACCACUCCCUCAACAUCAAUAUUCACUUCAAUUGAUGCCACCACUCCCUCAACAGUCUCUUCAAGUGAUGCCACCUCUCACUCAACUACAUCGAAUUUAACUUCAAGUGAUACCACCACUACUACACCGACAGUAACUUCAUCAUUGGCCAACAUUCCCUCAACUACAUCGACAGUCACUUCAAGUGAUGCCACUAAUACUACAUCAACAUCAGCAGUCACUUCAAGUGAUGCCACAUCUCCAUCAGCAUCAAAAUUCACUUCAAGUGACGGCACCUCUCACUCAACAACAUUGACAGUCACUUCAGAUGAUACUAUAUCAACACCCACAUCAAGUGAUGCCACCACUCCCUCAACAUCAAUAUUCACUUCAAGUGAUGCCACCACUCCCUCAACAGUAGCUUCAAGUGAUGCCACCGCUACUGUAUCAACAUCAGCAGUCACUUCAUUUGAUGCCACCACUCCCUCAACAGUCACUCCAAGUGAUGCCACCAAUCCCUCAACUGCAACGAUGUCAACUUCAAGUGGUGCCACCGCUACUACAUCAACAUCAGCAUUCACUUCAAGUGAUGACACCUCUCCGUCAGCAUCAAUAUUCACUUCAAGUGACGGCACCUCUAACUCAACUACAUUGACAGUCACUUCAGAUGAUACUACAUCAACACCCACUUCAAGUGAUGUCACCACUCCCUCAACAUCAAUAUUCACUUCAAUUGAUGCCACCACUCCCUCAACAGUCUCUUCAAGUGAUGCCACCUCUCACUCAACUACAUCGACAGUCACUUCAGACCAUACUACAUCAACACCCACUUCAAGUGAUGCCACCACUCCCUCAAGUACAUUGACAGUCAGUUCAAGUGUUGCCACCACUCUGUCAACAGUCACUUCAAGUGAUGCCACCUCGUCCUCAACUACAUCAACUUUAACUUCAAGUGAUACCACCACCACUACACCGACAGUAACAUUAACUGUGGACAGAAUUCCCUCAACUACGUCGAUAGUCAGGUCAAGUGAUGCCACCACUGCCUCAACAGUCACUUCAAGUCAUGACACCACUGUUACAUCAACAUCAGCAGUAACUUCAAGCGAUGCCACCGCUCCUUCAAAAUUCGCUUCAAGUGAUGGCACCUCUACUAAAUCAACAUCAGCAGUCACUUCAAGCGAUAACACUGUUCCUUCAACAUUCACUUCAAGUGGUGCCACCUUUUCUCCAUCACCAUCAGCAGUCACUUCAAGUGAUGGCACCUCUCCCUCGACAUCAAAAUUCACUUCAACUGAUGCCACAUCUCACUCAACUACAUCAAACGUCACUUCAGAUGAUACUACAUUAACACCCAAUUCAAGUGAUACCACCACUCUCUCAAGAACAUCGACAGUCACUUCAAGUGAUGCCACCUCUUCCUCAACUACAUCGAAUUUAACUUCAAGUGAUACCACCACUACUACACCGACAGUAACUUCAUCAUUGGCCAACAUUCCCUCAACUACAUCGACAGUCACUUCAAGUGAUGCCACUAAUACUACAUCAACAUCAGCAGUCACUUCAAGUGAUGCCACAUCUCCAUCAGCAUCAAAAUUCACUUCAAGUGACGGCACCUCUCACUCAACAACAUUGACAGUCACUUCAGAUGAUACUAUAUCAACACCCACAUCAAGUGAUGCCACCACUCCCUCAACAUCAAUAUUCACUUCAAGUGAUGCCACCACUCCCUCAACAGUAGCUUCAAGUGAUGCCACCGCUACUGUAUCAACAUCAGCAGUCACUUCAUUUGAUGCCACCACUCCCUCAACAGUCACUCCAAGUGAUGCCACCAAUCACUCAACUGCAACGAUGUCAACUUCAAGUGGUGCCACCGCUACUACAUCAACAUCAGCAUUCACUUCAAGUGAUGACACCUCUCCGUCAACAUCAAUAUUCACUUCAAGUGACGGCACCUCUAACUCAACUACAUUGACAGUCACUUCAGAUGAUACUACAUCAACACCCACUUCAAGUGAUGUCACCACUCCCUCAACAUCAAUAUUCACUUCAAUUGAUGCCACCACUCCCUCAACAGUCUCUUCAAGUGAUGCCACCUCUCACUCAACUACAUCGACAGUCACUUCAGACCAUACUACAUCAACACCCACUUCAAGUGAUGCCACCACUCCCUCAAGUACAUUGACAGUCAGUUCAAGUGUUGCCACCACUCUGUCAACAGUCACUUCAAGUGAUGCCACCUCGUCCUCAACUACAUCAACUUUAACUUCAAGUGAUACCACCACCACUACACCGACAGUAACAUUAACUGUGGACAGAAUUCCCUCAACUACGUCGAUAGUCAGGUCAAGUGAUGCCACCACUGCCUCAACAGUCACUUCAAGUCAUGACACCACUGUUACAUCAACAUCAGCAGUAACUUCAAGCGAUGCCACCGCUCCUUCAAAAUUCGCUUCAAGUGGUGCCACCUUUUCUCCAUCACCAUCAGCACUUAGAUCAAGUGAUGCCACCUCUCCCUCGACAUCAAAAUUCACUUCAACUGAUGCCACAUCUCACUCAACUACAUCAAACGUCACUUCAGAUGAUACAACAUUAACACCCAAUUCAAGUGAUACCACCACUCUCUCAAGAACAUCGACAGUCACUUCAAGUGAUGCCACCUUUUCCUCAACUACAUCGAAUUUAACUUCAAGUGAUACCACCACUACUACACCGACAGUAACUUCAACAUUGGCCAACAUUCCCUCAACUACAUCGACAGUCACUUCAAGUGAUGCCACCACUCCCUCAACAUUCACUUCAAGUGGUGCCACCGCUACUACAUCAACAUCAGCAUUCACUUCAAGCGAUCCCACCACUCCCUCAACAUUCACUUCAAGUGGUGCCACCGCUACUACAUCAACAUCAGCAUUCACUUCAAGUGACGGCACCUCUCACUCAACUACAUUGACAGUCACUUCAGAUGAUGCUACAUCAACAACCACUUCAAGUGAUGUCACCACUCCAUCAACAUCAAUAUGCACUUCAAGUGAUGCCACCACUCCCUCAACAGUAGCUUCAAGUGAUGCCACCGCUACUGUAUCAACAUCAGCAGUCUCUUCAUUUGAUGCCACCACUCCCUCAACAGUCACUCCAAGUGAUGCCACCAAUCCCUCAACUGCAACGACGUCAACUUCAAAUGAUGCCACCACUACCACACUGACAUUGACAGUCAUUUCAAGCAAUUCCACCACUCCCUCAAAAGCCACUUCAAGUGAUGCCACCACUCCCUCAUCUACAUCAAUAGUCACUUCAAGUGAUGCCACAGCUACUACAUCAACAUCAGCAUUCACUUCAAGUGAUGCCACCUCUCCCUCGACAUCAAUGUUCACUUCAAGUGAUGCCACCUCUCCCUUGACAUCAAUGUUCACUUCAAUUGAUGCCACCUCUCCCUCGACAUCAACAGUCACUUUAAGAGAUGCCACCUCUCCCUCAACAGUCUCUUCAAGUGAUGGCACCUCUCUCUUAACAUCAAUAUUCACUUCAAGUGAUGGCACCUCUCCCUCGACAUCAACAGUCAUUUUAAGUGAUGCCACCUCUCCCUCAACAGCAGCUUCAAGUGAUGCCACCUCUCACUCAACUACAUCGACAGUCACUUCAGAUGAUGCUACAUCAACACCCACUUCAAGUGAUGCCACCACUCCCUCAAGUACAUUGACAGUCAGUUCAAGUGUUGCCACCACUGCCUCAACAGUCACUUCAAGUGAUGCCACUAAUACUACAUCAAUAUCAGCAGUCACUUCAAGUGAUCCCACCACUCCCUCAACAUUCACUUCAAGUGGUGCCACCGCUACUACAUCAACAUCAGCAUUCACUUCAAGUGAUGACACCUCUCCGUCAGCAUCAAUAUUCACUUCAAGUGACGGCACCUCUAACUCAACUACAUUGACAGUCACUUCAGAUGAUACUACAUCAACACCCACUUCAAGUGAUGUCACCACUCCCUCAACAUCAAUAUUCACUUCAAUUGAUGCCACCACUCCCUCAACAGUCUCUUCAAGUGAUGCCACCUCUCACUCAACUACAUCGACAGUCACUUCAGACCAUACUACAUCAACACCCACUUCAAGUGAUGCCACCACUCCCUCAAGUACAUUGACAGUCAGUUCAAGUGUUGCCACCACUCUGUCAACAGUCACUUCAAGUGAUGCCACCUCGUCCUCAACUACAUCAACUUUAACUUCAAGUGAUACCACCACUACUACACCGACAGUAACAUUAACUGUGGACAGAAUUCCCUCAACUACGUCGAUAGUCAGGUCAAGUGAUGCCACCACUGCCUCAACAGUCACUUCAAGUCAUGACACCACUGUUACAUCAACAUCAGCAGUAACUUCAAGCGAUGCCACCGCUCCUUCAAAAUUCGCUUCAAGUGGUGCCACCUUUUCUCCAUCACCAUCAGCACUUAGAUCAAGUGAUGCCACCUCUCCCUCGACAUCAAAAUUCACUUCAACUGAUGCCACAUCUCACUCAACUACAUCAGACGUCACUUCAGAUGAUACAACAUUAACACCCAAUUCAAGUGAUACCACCACUCUCUCAAGAACAUCGACAGUCACUUCUAGUGAUGCCACCUUUUCCUCAACUACAUCGAAUUUAACUUCAAGUGAUACCACCACUACUACACCGACAGUAACUUCAACAUUGGCCAACAUUCCCUCAACUACAUCGACAGUCACUUCAAGUGAUGCCACCACUCCCUCAACAUUCACUUCAAGUGGUGCCACCGCUACUACAUCAACAUCAGCAUUCACUUCAAGCGAUCCCACCACUCCCUCAACAUUCACUUCAAGUGGUGCCACCGCUACUACAUCAACAUCAGCAUUCACUUCAAGUGACGGCACCUCUCACUCAACUACAUUGACAGUCACUUCAGAUGAUGCUACAUCAACAACCACUUCAAGUGAUGUCACCACUCCAUCAACAUCAAUAUUCACUUCAAGUGAUGCCACCACUCCCUCAACAGUAGCUUCAAGUGAUGCCACCGCUACUGUAUCAACAUCAGCAGUCUCUUCAUUUGAUGCCACCACUCCCUCAGCAGUCACUCCAAGUGAUGCCACCAAUCCCUCAACUGCAACGACAUCAACUUCAAAUGAUGCCACCACUACCACACUGACAUUGACAGUCAUUUCAAGCAAUUCCACCACUCCCUCAAAAGCCACUUCAAGUGAUGUCACCACUCCCUCAUCUACAUCAAUAGUCACUUCAAGUGAUGCCACAGCUACUACAUCAACAUCAGCAUUCACUUCAAGUGAUGCCACCUCUCCCCUUGACAUCAAUGUUCACUUCAAUUGA
Molecule: messenger RNA, 18717 nt
Organism: Salmo salar (Atlantic salmon)
Lineage: Eukaryota; Metazoa; Chordata; Actinopteri; Salmoniformes; Salmonidae
Source: RefSeq, a predicted model, not a curated record